AUGGCCCUGCAGCCCGCCACGGCGCGCAUGGCGAGCGCCCACGACGAGGGCCGCAUCUGCCUCGAGCUCGAGGAUGGCUCCGCCUACCAGGGGUACAGCUUCGGCGCCGACAAGAGCAUCGCCGGAGAGCUCGUCUUCCAGACCGGCCUCGUCGGCUAUCCGGAAUCUCUGACGGACCCCUCCUAUCGCGGUCAGAUUCUCGUCAUCACAUUCCCCCUCGUCGGCAACUACGGCGUGCCCUCUCGCGAGGCUGUGGACGAGCUGCUCGGCGACCUCCCCGCCCACUUUGAGUCCUCCCAGAUCCACGUCGCCGGCCUCGUCGCCGCCUCCUACUGCGGCGAGGACUACUCCCACUUCCUCGCCACCUCCUCGCUCGGCACCUGGCUGAAGGAGCAGGGCGUCCCCGCCAUGUACGGCGUCGACACCCGCUGCCUGACCAAGAAGAUCCGCCAAAAGGGCAGCAUGCUGGGCAAGAUGAGGCUCGAGGCCCGUGCUCUGCUCAACGGCGACGCUUCCGCCUCGGACCCUCUGACGGCCACCUCUCUCGAACGCUUCGCCCCCGUCGACUGGGUGAACCCGAACGAGGUGAACCUCGUGGCCCAGGUCUCCAUCAAGGCCCCUCGCCUCUUCAAGCCGCCGCCGUCGGUUGCCGUCCGCAAGCACCCCUCCGGCCGGCCCAUCCGCGUCCUCUGCGUCGACGUCGGCAUGAAGUACAACCAGCUCAGGUGCUUCCUCCGCCGCGGUGUCGAGGUCAUGGUCUGCCCUUGGGAUCAUGACCUCGCCGACGAGGCCGUCAACCAGUACGACGGUCUCUUCAUCUCCAACGGACCCGGCGACCCCUCCGUCCUCGCCGUCACCGUCAAGAACGUCCGGGCCGCCAUGGAGAAGAACAAGACGCCCGUCUUCGGCAUCUGUCUCGGACACCAGCUGCUGGCCCGCGCCUCGGGCGCCCAGACGACCAAGAUGAAGUUCGGCAACCGUGGACACAACAUUCCCUGCACGAGCAUGGUGACGGGCAAGUGCCACAUCACGUCGCAGAACCACGGGUUCGCCGUCGACGCGAGCUCCCUACCGGCCGGCUGGAAGGAGCUCUUCGUCAACGCCAACGACGGCAGCAACGAGGGCAUCAUGCACGUCGACAAGCCCUACUUCAGUGUCCAGUUUCACCCGGAGAGCACCCCCGGCCCUCGCGACACCGAGUUCCUCUUCGACGUCUUCGUCGACACCGUCGCCCGCUGCGCCGCCGAGCCCGCCCUUCUCCGGCAGCCCGUGAGCUUCCCCGGCGGCACGGUCGAGGAGAACGAACGGCUGCACCCGCGCGUCUCCGUCAAGAAGGUUCUCGUCCUCGGCUCCGGCGGUCUCAGCAUCGGCCAGGCCGGCGAGUUCGACUACUCCGGUAGCCAGGCCAUCAAGGCCCUCAAGGAGGAAGGCCUCUACACCGUCCUCAUCAACCCCAACAUCGCCACCAUCCAGACCUCCAAGGGCCUCGCCGACAAGGUCUACUUCCUUCCCGUCAACGCCGAGUUUGUCCGCAAGGUGAUUCACUACGAGCGCCCCGAUGCCAUCUACGUCACCUUCGGUGGCCAGACGGCCCUCCAGGUCGGCAUCGAGCUCAAGGAUGAGUUCGAGGGCCUCGGCGUCAAGGUUCUCGGCACGCCGAUUGAGACCAUCAUCACCACCGAGGACCGCGAGCUGUUCGCGAGAAGCAUGGAGUCCAUCGGCGAGAAGUGCGCCAAGUCGGCCUCGGCCAACAACGUUGACGAAGCCAUGAAGGCCGUCAAGGACAUCGGCUUCCCCGUCAUCGUCCGUGCCGCCUACGCCCUCGGCGGCCUCGGCAGCGGCUUCGCCAACAACGAGGACGAGCUCAUGGACCUCUGCAAGAAGGCUUUUGCCGCGAGCCCCCAGGUCCUGAUCGAGCGCAGCAUGAAGGGCUGGAAGGAGAUCGAGUACGAGGUCGUCCGGGACGCCCAGGACAACUGCAUCACCGUCUGCAACAUGGAGAACUUCGAUCCCCUCGGCAUCCACACGGGCGAUUCCAUCGUCGUCGCGCCCUCCCAGACCCUGUCGGACGAGGACUACAACAUGCUGCGGACGACGGCCGUCAACGUCAUCCGCCACCUCGGCGUCGUCGGCGAGUGUAACAUCCAGUACGCCCUCAACCCCUUCUCGAGGGAGUACUGCAUCAUCGAGGUCAACGCUCGCCUGUCGCGAUCGUCGGCCCUCGCCUCCAAGGCCACCGGUUACCCCCUGGCCUUCAUCGCCGCCAAGCUCGGCCUCGGCAUCCCGCUCAAGGAGGUGUCCAACUCGGUGACCAAGGUCACCUGCGCCUGCUUCGAGCCCUCGCUCGACUACGUCGUCGUCAAGAUGCCCCGCUGGGACCUCAAGAAGUUCACCCGCGUCUCCACCCAGCUUGGCUCGUCGAUGAAGAGCGUCGGCGAGGUCAUGAGCAUCGGCCGGUCGUUUGAGGAGGCCAUCCAGAAGGCCAUCCGCGCCAUCGACUUCCACAACCUCGGCUUCGGCGAGACAGAGGCCCUCGUGAGCAUCGACGACGAGCUGCAGACGCCCUCGGACCAGCGCCUGUUUGCCAUCGCCAACGCCAUGCACCAGGGCUACUCGGUCGACAAGAUCUGGGAAAUGACCAAGAUUGACAAGUGGUUCCUCCGCAAGCUCUCGAGCUUGAGCGAGUUCGCCAAGGACAUGUCGCGGUACACGACCAAGGACAUCGCCAGGUCGCCCGAAAUCAUGCUGCAGGCCAAGCGCCUCGGCUUCUGCGAUCGGCAGCUGGCCAACUUCUGGGACUCCAACGAGCUCGCCGUCCGCCGGAUGAGGCUCGAGGCCGGCAUCAAGCCCUUCGUCAAGCAGAUCGACACCGUCGCCGCCGAGUUCCCGGCCUUCACGAACUACCUCUACCUGACGUACAACGCGUCCGAGCACGACGUCGACUUCAACGAUCACGGCGUCAUGGUCCUCGGUUCCGGCGUCUACCGGAUCGGCUCCUCGGUCGAGUUCGACUGGUGCUCCGUCCGCGCCAUCCGCACGCUCCGGAAGUCGGGCUUCAAGACCAUCAUGGUCAACUACAAUCCGGAAACGGUCAGCACCGACUACGACGAGGCCGACAAGCUCUACUUUGAGAACAUCAACCUCGAAACGGUGCUCGACAUCUACCAGCUCGAGGCUGCCAGCGGCGUGCUCGGCGCCAUGGGCGGCCAGACGCCCAAUAACAUCGCCCUGCCCCUCCACCGGGCCGGCGUCAAGGUCUUGGGCACCUCGCCAGAGAUGAUCGACAUGGCGGAGAACCGGUACAAGUUCUCGCGCAUGCUGGACCUCAUCGAGGUUGACCAGCCGACGUGGAAGGAGCUGACGAGCUUCGACGAGGCCCGCGAGUUCUGCAACACCGUCAGCUACCCCGUCCUUGUCCGGCCGUCGUACGUUCUCUCGGGCGCGGCCAUGAACACGGUCUACUCGGAGAAGGACCUGGUCAACUACCUGACGCAGGCGGCCGAGGUCUCGCGCGAUCACCCCGUCGUCAUCUCCAAAUACAUCGAGAACGCCAAGGAGAUUGAGAUGGAUGCCGUCGCCAAGGAUGGCGUCGUCGUCGGACACUUCAUAUCGGAGCACGUGGAGAAUGCCGGCGUGCACUCGGGCGAUGCGACGUUGAUCCUGCCUCCCCAGGACCUCGAGGCGACGACGAUCCAGCGGAUCGAGGAGGCGACGCGCAAGAUUGGCGCCGCCCUCAACGUCACGGGACCCUUCAACAUUCAGUUCAUUGCCAAGGAUAACGACAUCAAGGUGAUCGAGUGCAACGUGCGGGCCUCGCGCUCCUUCCCCUUCGUCUCCAAGGUCAUGGGCGUCGACCUCAUCGAGAUGGCGACCAAGGCGAUCAUGCACCAGCCCUUCCAGGCGCACCCGCCGACAACGCUGCCGCCGAACUGCGUCGGCGUCAAGGUGCCGCAGUUCAGCUUCUCGCGCCUCUCGGGCGCCGACCCCGUGCUCGGCGUCGAGAUGGCGUCGACGGGUGAGGUCGCCUGCUUCGGCGUCGACAAGUACGAGGCCUACCUCAAGGCCCUCCUCUCGACAGGCUUCAAGGUGCCCAAGGCGAACGUGCUGCUCUCGAUCGGCUCAUUCAAGGACAAGAACGAGAUGCUGCCGUCGGUGCAGAAGCUGCAGAGGAUCGGCUACAAGCUGUUUGCCACGGCCGGUACCGCCGACUUCCUGCAGGAGCACGGCGUGCAGGUGCAGUUCCUCGAGGUUCUCGGCAGCGACGAGGACAUGAACUCGGAGUUCUCCCUCACCCAGCACCUCGCCAAGAACACGAUCGAUCUGUACAUCAACCUGCCUUCCAACAACAAGUAUCGCCGGCCGGCGAACUACAUGAGCAAGGGGUACAUGACGCGUCGCAUGGCUGUCGACUACCAGAUCCCGCUCGUGACGAACGUCAAGAACGCCAAGCUGCUGAUCGAGGCCAUCGCCCGUCACGUCUAUCUUGAUGUAUCGAAGCGAGACUUCCAGAUCACGUCGGAGCCCGCCACGACAGGGCUGAUGCCAUCGGUCAAGUCGCCGGAGCCGAUGCCAUCCAUCGGACAGUCGGCCGCGGACGCUAGGCGACCGGUGACGCGUGACGGCAACCCCAGCGUCGCUGUUGGGGGCCUUGGGUCGCCGAUGCGCUGCGUAGCUGACGAACUUUCGCCGUCGACGCUGUCGUCGAUCAAGCCGUCGGUCCUGCAGAUCCUGUCCCAGCCGUCCAUCUUCCGGAAGUCGCACGUGCUCUCGGUGAAGCAGUACACGCGGUCCGACCUGCACAUGCUCUUCACGGUCGCGCAGGAGAUGCGCCUCGGCGUCCAGCGCGAGGGUGUCCUCAACCUCCUCCGCGGCAAGGUGCUGUGCACGCUCUUCUACGAGCCCUCGACGAGGACCUCGGCGUCCUUUGACGCGGCCAUGCAACGGCUCGGCGGCCGCACCGUCGCCGUCUCGACAUCGCAAUCGUCGGUGCAGAAGGGUGAGUCGCUGCAGGACACACUGCGGACGCUAGCCUGCUACGGCGACGCCAUCGUCCUGCGUCACCCCGACGAGAAGUCGGUGGACAUCGCCGAGAAGUACAGCGACGUGCCGGUGAUCAACGGAGGCAACGGCAGCCAGGAGCACCCGACGCAGGCGUUCCUCGACCUUUUCACGAUUCGCGAAGAGCUCGGCACGGUGCAGGGCUUGACCAUCACCUUCCUUGGUGACCUCCUGCACGGACGACCGGUGCACUCCCUCGUCUACCUGCUACGCCACUACCAAGUCAAGGUGCAACUCGUCGCGCCCAAGGGUCUUGGCCUGCCGGAGCCGGUCAGGGAGCAGCUCGUGUCGGCCGGCCAGCUGCUCUGCGAGUCGGAAACGCUGACGUCCGAGAUUAUCGCUCGCAGUGAUGUCCUCUACUGCACGCGCGUCCAGAAGGAGCGCUUCGAGAGCGCGGAGAAGUACGAGCGCGUCAAGGACUCGUAUCGGGUUGACAAUGCGGCGCUCAAGCACGCCAAGAGCUCGAUGGUGGUGAUGCACCCGCUGCCGCGGAACGAGGAGGUUGCGGACGAAGUCGACUUUGACCAGCGCGCGGCGUAUUUCCGACAGAUGCGUUACGGACUCUACUGCCGGAUGGCCCUGCUUGCCCUCGUCAUGUCGACUUCAUGA
This is a messenger RNA of Drechmeria coniospora, 5667 nucleotides long. RefSeq names its product aspartate carbamoyltransferase catalytic subunit. The transcript is spliced from 3 exons. Gene Ontology annotation, molecular function: amino acid binding; carbamoyl-phosphate synthase (glutamine-hydrolyzing) activity; aspartate carbamoyltransferase activity. NCBI's taxonomy places the organism in Eukaryota, Fungi, Ascomycota, Sordariomycetes, Hypocreales, Ophiocordycipitaceae. Gene Ontology annotation, biological process: 'de novo' pyrimidine nucleobase biosynthetic process; L-citrulline biosynthetic process; L-glutamine metabolic process. Gene Ontology annotation, cellular component: cytosol; cytoplasm. The record is from RefSeq and is a predicted model, not a curated record. Bases 1 to 5667 code for a protein of 1888 amino acids.